AUGAACCUCAGCUCUGAGUCUUUGGUAGAGUUUAUUCUGCAUUGUGAAAUUGACGCCCAGCAGAAAAGCUACACAACUCCCAUCUUGAUGAUGAUCUAUUUGGUGACGCUUUUUGGAAACUUCCUCGUAAUCCUCGUCAUCUUAACAAAUCAUCAUUUGCAAAAACCAAUGUAUAUUUGUAUUGCCACCCUAGCCGUAAUCGACCUGCUGAACAGUACCAACCUCAUUCCCAAGAUUGUUGCCGUUCUUUUAGACUCGGUCGCUAUCACGUACGGAGCCUGCUUUGUUCAGAUGCUCUUGGUGUUGUAUUUGGAAGGCGUGGAGUCUCUUCUCUUGGCUCUCAUGGCGUGUGACCGCUUUGUAGCUGUUGUGUUUCCACUUCGAUAUCCAUCACUUGUUACAAAUAAAGUAAUCAGGAAUGUGAUCAUCUUUCUGCAUUUUGUUAUGGUAAUAUUUGUUAUGCCGUAUAUCAUAUACAUGAUGGACCUUGCUUUUUGUAAAUCUAACGUUUUGAAUUAUUGUUUCUGUGACUAUAUCACAAUGGUGAAAAUAGCUUGCAAUGAAGAUCCCAAAUAUCUGAUUAUUUUGCCCAUCACUUGCAUUAUUUUGGGCGUUUGUCCCUUUGCAUUUAUUGUACUGUCUUACAUGAUCAUUGCUUAUGCUGCUUUGAAAAUAUCAUCUGUUGACGGAAAGAGAAAAGCCUUUAAUACAAUCUCAACUCACUUGCUUGUAGUAGGACUAUUCCAUGUACCACUUUUAACCUCUUAUAUCCUGACUGGAACAGGGGUGAAGCUCUCUACCGAAGCUUACAAUACCAUGGUCAUUGUAGGCAAUAUUGUGCCCCCAAUGUUGAACCCAUUAAUAUACAGCUUCAGAAAUAAAGAGAUAAAAAAUAGCAUUUACAGAUUUUUUAAAGGCACUAAAACCACCCCUGAAAUCAAUCAUCAUUAG
Messenger RNA from Polypterus senegalus (gray bichir), 951 nucleotides. Its product is annotated as olfactory receptor 1-like. Gene Ontology annotation, molecular function: olfactory receptor activity; G protein-coupled receptor activity. Gene Ontology annotation, cellular component: membrane. The record is from RefSeq and is a predicted model, not a curated record. Gene Ontology annotation, biological process: G protein-coupled receptor signaling pathway. Lineage: Eukaryota; Metazoa; Chordata; Cladistia; Polypteriformes; Polypteridae. Bases 1 to 951 code for a protein of 316 amino acids. The transcript has a single exon.